This is a messenger RNA of Ictalurus furcatus (blue catfish), 2218 nucleotides long. RefSeq names its product mitochondrial ribosomal protein L52 (gene mrpl52). The coding region runs from base 1111 to 1497 and encodes 128 amino acids. The transcript is spliced from 5 exons. Gene Ontology annotation, molecular function: structural constituent of ribosome. Gene Ontology annotation, biological process: mitochondrial translation. Lineage: Eukaryota; Metazoa; Chordata; Actinopteri; Siluriformes; Ictaluridae. Gene Ontology annotation, cellular component: mitochondrial large ribosomal subunit. The record is from RefSeq and is a predicted model, not a curated record.
GUGAAAGUUUCACGAGCCUGAUAAAGAGUGAAUGUGUGAGAGAUCUCGAGAAACCCGAAAGGAAAGCAGACCAGUUUCUAGUCUACUUCUUGUUGUUGUUAUUCCGACCCUAAGGCCUAGUUAAUCGUGCCUUUCGUCUGUGGAAUGUGCGGAGGGAUACAUCCGAGUGCCCGGGAACGUUGUGAUUCGGUCGCUUGUGUGUAUGUGCUUUUGCGGGCUCGUAACAAUGUAACUGUGUGUGUGUGUGUGUGUGUUCUAAAAAUGCCAGUCUCUGCUCCAUAGUUACCAGUGGCAUAAAUUCCGAUGGCAGUAAACCGGUUACCACACGGACACUUUUAUUCAGCUUCUCAAACAUAAACUACAGUGGUGUUUUUAUAAAAAAGACAUUUUCCCUACCCCGAAGCCCCCUUCUUCUUGUCUUGUGUGUGUCUGCUUUUUUCCUCAGGCUAACAGAAGUGUGUGUGUGCCUCUCCCUCGCUAGGCGCGUUAUCAGCGAGUGGGGACUUGUUAGAGAGAACACACACAUACACAGGGGAUGUUUCAGUCAGCACUGCACGGCUAGAUACACAGCAAGAAUGCGAGAGGAAGAGUACAAGCUGUCGGGAGAAAACAAGUCUCUGCUCUGUGUGUGUGUGUGUGAGUGAGAGAGAGAGAUUGCAAAAGCAAUUCUUAAUGAAACUAAUUAGAUUGAGACCGUGUACAUCUACAGCCGACUUUUACAAUUCACAAAACAAAAAAUUAUACUUCUUCCAUUUUGCAUGUACAUUAUUAUACAAUGGCACUUGGACAGAGCUUUGUAAUAGAACAGCGAGGAAUGUUGAUCGUGAAAUAUUAUUCCCAAACAAAUACGCACAAUUCUAUUUAAACACUUUGCAGUAAGGUCAUCCGGAACAAAUUAGAAAUUAGAAAAGCAAAACAAUUCAAUUAGUUACAGUUUAAUUCAAAAUGCAAAUAGUGAAUGAGUGCGGUAUUAUUUUUUUGUGGAUAUUACGCCAUCUAGUGGUAGAAGAAUAAUUUAACUUUCUCCACAGAAGCAAGUUGUAGUACUAAACCAGUUUGACUUUUCUGGCUUGCCGUAAUUGUUGUCAGGGGGAUCCUUCAGAAUCCAAAAUGGCGGCGCCCUUGAAGCUGUUCUGUACUUCAGUCUUAAGGCAGACUGUGCGCCCAUUUUCAUCUACGUGUGUGGUUCAUGCAGGGAAGAAGUGGAGACUGGAGAACGGCUUGGCCUGGACUGGAUCAGAGUACGGUCCAUUAACAGAUCUGCCCGACUGGUCAUUCGCAGAUGGCAGACCUGCACCUCCACUGAAAGGACAAGUCAGGAGGCAGAAGCAGAGGGAGGACUUUGCAAGGAGAGCAGUGAACCUGAGUGCAGAGGUGGACCAGGGGAUAAGGACAUGGAGGGCAGAAAAGGAGGAGCAGGAGAGUGCGAGGGAGCAGCUAAAAUCUUCUAUGCUUAAACCUAAAGGAAAACUGUUAUUAAAGAGCAAAAACAAAUAAACACUGAAAAAUGACAAAUGUUAAGUACUUCAUUGUUACUAACAUUUAUUAAAUGAAAGUGAGCUAUUUGUAUGAUAAUAUGUAAUUAUAAUAUCUAACCCUGCUAAGAGAUUUCUAUGUGACUUUAUCCAACCAUCAUGUGUAUGUAGUAGCAAGUUUCUGAUGGACUUCUUUUAUCCAGCAGGCUGCAGUGUUUCACCAUUCUGCUGUAAAAUCCCCCCAAAGCCGCCAUUUUAGCCUCCUGCCUUCUCCCUCACUGAGACAGGAGCAAAAAUGCCAGCAGUAAGGGGGGGAAAGAAAAUCUCCAUCUGGUCGAGUCACCUUUCAUGUGAUUUUCUUGAGGAACUGCUUCUGGUUGUCGUCCAUAUUCCAUGUGAAAUGCACAGUUGAAUUACAUUUGUCUAGACCGCAAAAUACAACAGCCAUUCAACACAGUCUAAAAAUCACUUUUAAGAUUUAUUUCUAUUUUGUAACAAGGAAUUCCUCUCCCGGAGCCACCGGUGAUGAAAACACGUUUGUCACACGUGUGCCAGGACCCAUUAAACCACGGCUUCACGAAAAGCAGACGCAAGAACUCUAAUCCAAUUUUAAAAAGUGCUGAACUAAAUAAACUUUUUAAAUGAGCAGUUUGUAAUUUUUAGAUGCAUUUGUUGCUUAUAAUAUGAAUUGCAUUUGCAAUGAAAACACUGACAAACUCUCCAACAACCCCUCUUGGGGAGAG